This is a messenger RNA of Diabrotica balteata, 8564 nucleotides long. The record is from the annotation of a GenBank genome assembly. NCBI's taxonomy places the organism in Eukaryota, Metazoa, Arthropoda, Insecta, Coleoptera, Chrysomelidae.
AUGAGUGACUUAAACAAACAACAGAUGGAUGCUAAUGCGCAAGCUCAAGCCCAAGCUCAGGCUCAGGCGCAAGCACAGGCACAAGCCCAGGCGCAAGCACAAGCCCAAGCCCAAGCUCAGGCAGUUCAACAGCAGCAGCUGCAGCAGGUUGCGCUUCAACAACAGCAGGAGCAACAGCAACAACAGACCCUAGUGCCUGCGCAGAGCCCGCAUUUGCAACAAGUAACUGUUGGAACGUCGGGUGGACAAUGCGCCGUUACUUCAAUGGGCCCCCCUCAACAUACAGUUUCCAUGCACCAGCAAGUAGCUCAACAGGGCCAGGUGCUACAAACACAAGGGGCACAGGUCCUUGCCGCUGCGCAACAAACAGGUAGCACCACUAUUACCACGAUGUCUCCGUUGCAUCAGAGCCAAGCUGCGCAUCAGCAACAGCUCAGCGCAGACUGGAGCCAUGGAAGAGCAGUGCAAGUGAUUCAGCAGCCGAUACAGAACCCGACGUACCUGCAGCAACUCUAUAAUGGACAAGGGCAGUUGCUUAUGCCUGGAAAUAUAAGCAAUAUUGCGUUGCAUCCGGGAAUUAAUCCACAAAUUCAGGUUAUAGCGAAACCAUUCCAAGGCAACCAAUUAGCCCCUCACAUGAUUACAGCUCAAGGAAAGCAAGUGAUUCAAGGUAGCCAAGCUGCAACUUUCCCAGGUUACACAACCUUAGGCCCAUCAAUUCCCACGACACAAAACCAACAAACGCUUGUCUUCAGUCAGUUAGGCGUCAUCAGCUCACAACCCAAUAUCUUACCUAAUCAUUCCCAAGGCAACGGCCAAGUUACCCAGCAGAAGCCACAAGAGAUGCACAAGGUGAUGGGAACACAAAAAGUGCAAAUGCAAAAAGUGGCUAGUAGUACAGGCGCAGUUGCUCAAACACAACAGCAGGGACAAUGUGUUCAAGUAUCACAAGCUAUGCUAGGCACUCAGCCGACUGCACAAAUAAUCAGUCCUAUCCAACAGAAUAGCCAACCUGUUCAAUUCGCCGCCCCUUGGCAGUUUACAGCUGCUGCAAAUGGCUUACAGCAAGUCUGGACGACCAACGGUCUUCAGUCACAGGCAUUACAGAUCGCUCCGAAUCCAAUUUUUAUCAGGGGAACCCAAGCUGAUGGUACCCCAGGUCCGGGAAUGUUCAUACAACAGAAUCCUCAGCCUGCUACAAUUCAGACACAACAAAACCAAACCAUAGCAACACAAGGAACCGUCCAGCAAAUAGCAAAACCGAGACCUUCCAACGAAAAUAUCCAACCCAAGCAGCAAGCAACUAGACCUCUUAACAUACUGCCUUCAAAUGCUGCCAAUAUCAGACCAGCAAGCUCAGUAUCAACGCAAACGAUCGGUGCUCAAACUACUGCUUCAAUAGGUAGCAAACAGGUAGCUAAAAUUCGCACCAAAGCACCACAGAUCCGAACGUCCCCAGCCCCAAAAGCAGAUGCAGCUAACCAGACACAAAUUAAACCUUACUCAAAUAUCCAACAGCAGCAACAACAACAGCAGCAGCAGCAGCAACAGCAACAUCAUAUAAUGGGAAAUAAUGACUUUUCCAGAAUGCUGGUCAUGAACGCGAAUGGUAUGACUACCACUAUGACACCGGGAUCCCCGAUGACCGCUGAAAAAGUUCAACAACUUGCAAACCAAAACAAAGCACAGCAGCAACAAGGUAACGCUCAACAACAACAGGCGCAGACCCAGCAAACCGUAGUGAUGCAGCAAAUGCAACAGCAGCAACAGGCUGCCAUGCAACAGUAUCAGCUACAGCAACAGGGACAGGCGAAUCAACAAGGACAGCAGACGCAGCAUAUCCAGCCCAAACCCAUGAUGAGUACGUAUUUUCAAACUCUCCCUACUAUCAACUCUCAGCAACUCCAGAUGGCCGGUGACAGACCCAUCAUGCCCGUUGUUUCGAUGUCCACGCAAGCCAAUUCCCAGCAAGUACAACAGAUGUCCCAACAAAACAUAGGUACGAUACAACAGAGCCUUCCUCUGCAGUCCAAUCUUGCCGUAACUCAACAACCCAUGCAGAUGAAUAUGCAGCAGUUGCAACAGUUACAGCAGAUGGCACCGCCAGGAACGAUAAUAGGACAAAUCCAAACAAGUCCAGCCCAGCCCACAUCGAUCGCUCAAGUAACUUCAAGCCCCGCGCAAAUCCAACAAAUGCAGACCACUGCUCCACAACAGAUAGCUAUCACUCAGCCUCAACAAGUACCUUUACCUCCGACGAUAAAUCUGCCGAAAGAAGAACCGACAGAACCCACUACGACCGACAAUACCCAAGUUCAGAAUAUUGCUGCUCCUGUGGAAAGUGUCAAAGAACCUGUUGUUGAUGCUACAUCGACGCAACCCGAAAUCAAAGAACCUCCCCCGAUCGCCGAAACCAAGCCGCUUCAGAACGGUGUUGAACCCAGUAUCGUGCAACCAGCCCCGAUUCCCGGCACAGUGCCCUCUUCCCAGCCUACUAGCAUCUCGGAGAAUAACCUUCCCGUGGCCACAACAGCAGAAGAAGUUAAGGAGAGGUGUCCCCCGAAGGCUAUGGUCAAACCGCAAGUUUUGACCCACGUCAUUGAAGAUUUCGUCAUACAGGAAUCGUCCGAGCCAUUCCCCGUUACUAGAAGCAGUUUGUUAGGAGAUGUUAAACCGACCCAGUCUUCCAAUGAUAAAGACAGUGAUGAACCUCCAAAAAAGAAAAGAGCGUCGUCUCCCUUCAAUAUAAGUUCGGGAGGGAAGGGAGAUAUGGCGGCUAAAUGUGAAGCUUGCGGAACUGUUGAUCUCAAGGCCAAGUUCAAGAAGAACAAACGGUUUUGUUCUGUCGCCUGCUCGAAAAGUGGAAAAUACAAGGGUGACGAUAAAAAGAAAUGGGAUAAGGAUGGAAUGGAAGUUGAUACUGAGUCUGGCGCUUCGGGUGCUGAAAGCAGCCUCAGUCCCAAUGUCGCUGAAGAUGAGACUCCUAAAGUGGAUCCUAUUAAAUGGAGUGUUCAAGAAGUGUUCGACUUUAUCAAAAACCUCCCGGGUUGCUCCGACUACGCGGAGGACUUCCUAAGGGAGGAAAUUGACGGGCAGGCUCUCAUGCUCCUCAAAGAAGACCACCUUAUGACAGCCAUGGCAAUGAAGCUCGGUCCAGCGCUCAAAUUGGUCGCUAAAAUAGACGAUAUGAGGAUCGACAAAGAGCCUCCCAAACAGACAUAAAUUUAAUUUUAUUUAGGAGAUGUUGUUAUGCGUUAGACAGGAUUAGAUGGUAUUUCUAAUUUUAUCUUUCUUAAUUUAUCGAGUAUAAACAUUGAGUAGCGUUAGUAAAAGAUAUUUUUAUUUUGACUGAUUCUGAUUAUCAAAAUCAACGGAAUCUAUUGUGUCAUUUUUGCUUGAGAAUUUCUCGAUUGCUUUACAGUGAUUGUAUAUGCUUUUGUAUUACUUCCAGAAUGCUGCGGAUGUCGCAUUUAUUUACAUUGAAGACUUGUCUUGAUAUUUUCAGUGUAAUCUUAAGUGUCGAAGCGAUGAUAGCUUCAAUUUCUUGUUAUAGAUAUUUUCUAUCUAGCUUUGUUUAUAUUACGGAUAAGAUAACGGUGUCUGCAAACAUUUGAAACAAUACAGAAGAAUUCAGAACUGUUUGAAUUGAAAAGGACAAAGUUUUAAACGUAAAGUGAGCACUUUUUUUAAGUCAGAUCAUCUGCCUUUUAAGUCACCUGUUAUUUGAUUUUGACUACAAGGAAUCUGUUCUAUGUCAGUUGUCAUCUGUCGAUAAAUCAAUUAAUCAUUUAUUUAACUGUUCUAUACAGUUUCUAUUUAUUUAAACCAUCAGAAGAAUUCAAAACUAUUUGAACUGAAGAAAAACAAAGUUAUAAACUUAAAGCAUGCACAUUUUGAAGUCAGACGUCAUUUUCCAUCAUUUAAGUCACCUGUCAUUUAAUUUUUAUUAGGAAACUCUUCUGGGUCAGUUGUAACAUGUGCAUAAGUCAAUUAAUCACUUAUUUAACUGUUCUAUACAGUUUUUAUAUAUUUAAACCAUCAUAAAAGAGUUAAAGACUGUUUAAAUUGAAGAAGAAAAAAGUUUUAAGAGUAAAGCAUGCACAUUUUCAAGUCAGACGUCAUUAUUUGUUUUUUAGUCACCUGUCAUUUGAUUUUUACUAGGAAAAUGUUGUCAGUUGUCACCUGUGCAUAAGUCAAUUAAUGACUUAUUUAAGUGUUUCGUAUAAUUUCUAUUUAUUUACUAUCUAUAUAUCUAUCUAUCUUAUUAACAUUUAUUUACGUAAAAAGUAAUGUAAAACUGUGAUUUCGUGUAUAUAAGUGCCUUAUUCUAUCCAUUUUUGGACAAAACUCAUUGUUAAGAAGGUUUGUGAACCAUAUUCUUUCAUGCUUAUCAAACUGUUUGGAAAAUUAUUGGGAAUUAAAUUUCCUCGAUUCCGUUAAAACACUAUAUCAUUCUAAUAGGGCUAUCCCGCCCAUUCUCGGUCGCCUAGUUUGAUUUCUAGUAGGGUAUAGGGUUUACUCGUUCUCUCUCUUCUCGCGCAGGUGAGGUUGAUAUUUGGGUUACUUCAUAUACUUUUAGUCUGACUCCUGAAGUAAAAGAUAUAAUAUAAAAAAUAUAUGCUUGAUUAUUGUGCAGUAAAGAAAAUAUUUAUAUCUUUAUGUCGCAUGAUCAAAAUAGUCCCUGAAGAAACUCGAAUGAAGCAAAAAGUCCGCUAAAUAUAUUUUCAAGUCUUAAACUUUGGAACUGUAUUAGCAUUAUAUUGUAGUUGCUUUUGAUUCAUAUACUUUUAUUUGAACUCUUUUGUCGUUUUCGAACUAUUUGCAUGGUUUUCUAGACGACUAGUGUUUCUACAAGGAUUAAUUUUUAUUUUAUUUGUGGUCCAUUCUUUCACAAAUCUUUGAGUAAGUGACAAUAUUAAAUAUCAAAGAACUUUAGUCUUUUUUGCCAAGCAACUAAAUCUGCUUGACAAAAAUGAGUAAUAAGUUGUAAAAUUGAAAUUAUUUGAUUUAGAAUGAAGAAUGUAUUUUUUAGUUUUUAUUUAUAAAAUAUAACUUUCAUGAUUCACAUUUUGUUAAAUGUUUGUACUUUCGUUGGUUAAGAAUUUCAGACAUGAAAUUUCAUCUAAUCUGUAAAAAACUAGAACGAUUUAAGUUUUUUAUAUAAUAAUUUAAAUAUAUUGUAAAUAGUUUAAUUUAUCGACACUUUUGAGAAGACUGCUGAUGAAAAUCUGUUAAUUAUAUUUCUAUUGUAGACACUUGACGUUCUACAGUCUUCUUUAUUUGAAGUUAUCUUUAGUUUUGAAGUUAUGUUUAAAAGAAACACUAGUAUUUGCUGGAUAUGUUAUCAACCUACAUUAUUAGUUAAAAAUUUAACUUGACUACAAAUGAUUUUGUUAUUAUGUUCGUUCGUUAUUUAAUACAAUAUUUGUUCAUGAAAAAAAUUUACGAAUAAACAAUGGAUAUUGCUGAAUAUCAGACAAAGAGGGAGAAGCUUUAAAACGUGUACUUGUGCACGAAAUAUCAUGGAAACACUAACAGUAUACAGAAAUCAAUUUCUUGAAAAGAAAAUUCUAAAUUUGCAAACAUAGCAGUGAUUGACAAGAGAAUUUUGUCCUCAAAAAUUCAUCUAUAGUGGUUUUUGUUACGCGAAAACUAAGAGAUGAAUAAAAUGAUUUUCCUUGUUCAUCUGAUUUGCAAGGUAAAGUUAAAGGAAAAAGGGCGCAGGAUCAAGAAGAAUAUCCUGGUUUGCUAACCUGAGAGCAUGGUAUAGAAAGACAUCAACACGGCUAUUCCGUAUAGCAACUAACAAAGUCAUCACAGCCAGAAUGAUCGCCAACGUUUGGAACGGACAGGCACCCUAAGAAGAAGAAGAAGUUUAUCUGAUACAGUAAUUUCGCUCAGCUUGGAAAUAUUUUGACAAAUUCAUUGUCACAAACAAAAAUUCCUACCUCUCACUAUAAAAAAUCCAAACAAACUUUGUACUGUUUUAAAUUUCUUUUAUUAAAAAUAGAAGAAUGAUCAUGAAUAAUGAGAGUGCAUAUUCAUUAAUUUCGAUUACAAGCUUUCUAUUUGCAAAUACUAAUCUAUAAACAACUAUAAAAUUUUAAAAAUAAACAUUAAAAUCUUUGUUUUAAUUGGUUCAGUUUUAUUUUUCUUAAUAAUCUUAAUGUUAAUAAUUGUUUAAUUUAUAAUUAAUAUCAGGUAAGAGCACGUGAGGUUGAAGUGUAGUGAUUUCCAGCCACUUUCAGUGGGUCAAACUUUACCUAACGUAGCACACAAGUAACUUAUAGAUUUACCAGACAGUUUCUACUAAAUUAACCGAGUAUAUUAUUUAUAAAAGAAUCAAUGUGCUACAGAUAAACAAUUUUCUAACAAUAUUUUUUCAACACUGUGAUACGUUGAUAACAUAACCAACAAUUUAAAAUUCUUAUUUUUUUUUCUUACGAAUAUACGAAAAGAAACGCAAAAUUCGCCUUAUAAAAUGUAUAUUUUAUUUCAUAUUGUGAUAUUUGCUAACUUUCUUAAAAUAAACGCUAUUUUGAACGAAAAGGUUAUUAGUUCUCGAAUUAAAUUGCCUCAAAUGGUUUUAAAUGUUAUACUGCUGUUUCUAUUUAAACCGUUUUAUUUUCUGACUUAUUGGUUACUCUCUUUCAGAUGUCGUAUUACAUAAAAUACGUAAAUAUAUGUUCUAUAUUAUAUUGAACCUAACACAAAAUUUCAACAAAUUUGUGUUCCUCUCAUGUGGUGUACUACUAAUGUAUUACAAGUUGCCUAGUUUUUGGGAUUAUAUAUUGUAAUAAUGAGAGGAUUAAAAUACUUUUGAAAAAUCUUUUAAUAAUGUAACAAGAAUAAAAUUAAGAAGAACAAGCGUAAGGCUUGUUCUUCCUAAGCGUAAGGCCACGAAGAACAAGCUUAAGGCUAAACAUAAGGCUGAAGUAGUUAUUGUGUUCCUAUUAAAUCUAUUACACACCAAUCAUUAGCUAUGAAGUCAACUACAUACCUAAUGAAACGUUGUCUAAACAGUGUUGCCGUAUUGCCAGGAGAAUGAUGAUACAUGAUGAAAAAUCACGAUAGAAAUAAUGAAUUAACUGUAAUAAAGAAUUUGUUCAUUCAAAUAUAUAUAUAUAUAUAUAUAUAUAUAUAUAUAUAUAUAUAUAUAUAUAUAUAUAUAUAUAUAUAUAUUACACAAAGCUUUAUUGUAAUAAUAAAAAUACAUUUCGCAAUUCUUUAAACAGGACCUUUGAAAUUAAACGUCCAUUGGCCUACUGUUUGUUUGUUGUCAUUUACUUUAAAUUAUUGUUUUUGAGUACUGAAUAUGCAUUUCAUAUAAGUAACGUGAUAAGGGGAACCAACAACAAGAAUCACACACCAAUAUAAGUAUAGUUAUCAAUUUCCUUCCUCUAAAAAAGUUAAAAACUUGAGAUUAUAUGGACAAAGGAGUGAUAUAAAACACAAUAUUAUACAAAUAUAAAGAUCUCAGAUAUAAUAGUCCUUCUGUUUCUUUUAUGUAUGUUUUCAAUCUGUGGAAUUUUGUCUAUUUCCACGCUUCUUAAAGUUCUUCCUUGCCUCCACGAAAAUAAGAGAGUACAUGCACAUGCUUUCGUUGGGACUAGAUCUAAAAGCCCUUAGACAUAUACUUAAACAGGUCGUUUAUCUUGAAUUUAGAGAUUUGAGAUAAGUAUUGCAGGAGGUCAUGUAGAGCAUGCUGCCAUAAUCUAAUCUGGAGCGAAUAAAGAUUUUUUCUUUAGCUCUCCGUUGGUGAUGGGCUAGAGUUUUUAAAAUGUUUAUUCUGUUUAGGCAGUUGCUUUUAGUGUUUCCAAUGUGAUAUAUCUAUGUAAGUCAUAUGUCAAAAGUAACUCAUAAAAAUUUAUGUUGGUCAACAAUUUUGAUUGGGAGGGACUGCAUUUAGGUAAAUAACAGGAGAAUGCCAACUAUAUCUUAAUCUACUAAUUUGGAUAACUCUAGAUUGGGAGGGUGAAAAUUUAAAACCAAUGUCUGUCGACUAAUUAUAAAUUAUAUCUAAUACGCUCUGAAUUCUACGUAUUAAAUGUGAAUUAUUUUGAUUCAAGUCAUAUUUUAUUGCAAUUUUUCAUCAUGGAACUCGUAUACAGAUGAGUUAAUAAUAAUAAAAGCAUCAUGUUCUUUGCUAUCCCAACUAAAAAAAAAAAGUAAAAUUUAAUUGUUUUACAACAAUACAAAUAUUUCUUAUUUACAAUAUUACAUCUAUUUCUUAAACAAUAUUAUUAUAGAGGGAGUACCCAAUGAUGAUUAGAUACUGUUAAUAAAUCUUGUAAAUAUUUGUACAUUCGACAUUUUAUAUUAAAAUGGUUAUUUGUAGUUUGUAACUUUGUACAGAGAAAAUAUAUACCUAGGUUUAUAUUAGCAAAUAUCUUUGAUGUGAUCAAAGUAUUCGCAUUUUCAAUAGAAAAUCGCCGGAAGUUGGAUACAUAUUUAUUUACUUGAAUUCGUUGUGCAAUUUUUCCAAAUUCUUGUAAGUUUCUAAUAUAGAAUAAUUUGAUAUUUGUUACUAUACUGCCACUAAUGAUAAUAAAUUUGUAAUUUGU